Molecule: messenger RNA, 969 nt
Organism: Anopheles nili
Lineage: Eukaryota; Metazoa; Arthropoda; Insecta; Diptera; Culicidae
Gene: tex
Product: THO complex subunit 3
Exons: 2
Coding region: 1-969 (322 amino acids)
Biological process (GO): mRNA export from nucleus
Cellular component (GO): THO complex part of transcription export complex
Molecular function (GO): protein binding
Source: RefSeq, a predicted model, not a curated record
AUGGUGAGCAGCAAAACACAACUUGAAGAAUUACAGGAAUACUUCAAAGGGCACAACAAAACCAGAGAAGCUUCAAAGGCGCACACAGCGAAGGUACACUCGGUUGGUUGGAACUGCGAUGGACGCCGGUUAGCGUCCGGCUCAUUUGAUAAGACGGUGGCAGUAUUCACACUGGAUCGGGAUCGAUUGAACAAAGAGAACACUUACCGCGGACAUACCGGAUCGGUCGAUCAACUCUGCUGGCACGCUUCGAUGCCCGACUUGUUGAGCACGGCCAGCGGCGAUAAAACCGUGCGCAUUUGGGACGUACGAGUGGGUAAAUGUGCCACAUUCAUCAACACCAAAGGGGAAAACAUUAACAUAACCUGGUCGCCAGAUGGGCACACAAUCGCCGUCGGCAAUAAGGAGGAUCUUGUAACGUUCAUCGAUACUCGUACGCACAAAAUUCGAGCCGAGGAGCAGUUCAGCUUCGAAGUAAACGAAAUCGCAUGGAGUAACGGGAGCGAUCUCUUUUUCCUGACCAAUGGGCAGGGAUGUGUACACAUACUAAACUACCCGAACCUCGAGUUACAGCAAGUGCUCAAGGCACAUCCGAGCACCUGCAUUUGCAUUGAGUUUGAUCCGACGGGCAAAUAUUUCGCAACCGGUUCCGCCGACGCGCUAGUUUCGCUUUGGGACGCAGAAGAGCUGGCGUGCUUGCGGGUGUUUUCACGACUUGAUUGGCCGGUGCGUACGAUCUCUUUCAGCCACGAUGGCAAGUUAUUGGCUUCGGCAAGUGAAGAUUUGCUAAUUGAUAUCGGAGACACCGAAACAGGCGAGAAGGUAGCCGACAUAUCCGUUGAUGCCGCCACGUUUACAGUUGCCUGGCAUCCAAAACAGUACAUUUUGGCUUAUGCGUGCGAUGAUAAAGACGCCAACGAUAGGCGACGAGAUGCCGGCAGUUUAAAAGUAUGGGGAUUUACAGAAUAA